Molecule: messenger RNA, 791 nt
Organism: Sinocyclocheilus rhinocerous
Lineage: Eukaryota; Metazoa; Chordata; Actinopteri; Cypriniformes; Cyprinidae
Product: solute carrier family 2, facilitated glucose transporter member 5-like
Exons: 5
Coding region: 1-627 (208 amino acids)
Biological process (GO): dehydroascorbic acid transport
Cellular component (GO): plasma membrane
Molecular function (GO): D-glucose transmembrane transporter activity
Source: RefSeq, a predicted model, not a curated record
AUGAGGAAAUAUCCUGAAUUAUGCCUCUUGCUCGUGUCUCCGAGCAUGUCCCUUGGUCGGAUUUAUUACUAUGCUGACAGCAUCUAUAGCUCAGCAGGAGUGGCUGACGAGCACGUUCAGUAUGUGACGGCUGGAACAGGAGCAGUUAAUGUCUUCAUGACAAUAGCAGCUGUGUUCAUAGUGGAGAAAUCUGGCAGAAAGUUGUUGCUACUGAUCGGCUUUGGUGUCUGCUGUGGAGCCUGUUCUUCUGACUGUAGCACUUUACUUCCAGGUGCUAUUCCUAAUGUAAUCACUACAGAGAUGUUCCGGCAGUCUUCUAGACCACCAGCCUUCAUGGUGGCUGGCUCGGUUCACUGGCUCUCAAACUUCACAGUCGGCCUGGUCUUCCCCUUUCUAGAGAGAGGCCUGGGCGCUUACAGCUUCAUAAUGUUUGCCUGCAUCUGUCUUGCCACACUUAUAUACAUCUGGGUGAUCAUCCCAGAGACCAAAAACAAGACCUUUCUGGACACCAGCAAGCUUUUUGCUCAGAGAAACAAGGUGGACAUUGUGGUGGAGGCUGGGGACUCUGAGGUCAAAGAGACUGGAGGGGAAAGCAGCGAACAGGAGAUGAAAAACACAUUUCUCUGAAUGGAUAAGGAGUUGUUUACACAGGACAUGUUCUUGCGUUUGUCUGCAACGCUUUGAAUUGUUUUAAUGCACUUUAUUUUUUUAGUGUCUGCCGGGUUUUGAAAGCAAGAACAGGUCCUGUAUUAUAACAUUAAAAUAUUGUGCCUUUUCAUUGUCAUCUUUAU